This is a messenger RNA of Agrilus planipennis (emerald ash borer), 2176 nucleotides long. It is a transcript of the gene CYLD, whose product is annotated as ubiquitin carboxyl-terminal hydrolase CYLD. Gene Ontology annotation, biological process: protein K63-linked deubiquitination. The transcript is spliced from 6 exons. The record is from RefSeq and is a predicted model, not a curated record. Bases 105 to 1841 code for a protein of 578 amino acids. Gene Ontology annotation, cellular component: cytosol. NCBI's taxonomy places the organism in Eukaryota, Metazoa, Arthropoda, Insecta, Coleoptera, Buprestidae. Gene Ontology annotation, molecular function: K63-linked deubiquitinase activity; cysteine-type deubiquitinase activity.
GCGUCUAUUUUUAACAUUGUACACGUAUGUUCAUACAUACAAGUCAUUAAAUGCUGUUUUUUGUUUUAACGUGUCACGUUAGCGUAUAGUCAUUUAAAAAUAAUAUGUCCUACAAAAGGCAACAAAAUUUAAAACCACUAUCGAUAUAUAAUAAUUCGAGUUUAAAUUGUAAUAUUUAUAGUGUUCCUUCAAACAAGCCAGUGUAUCAAGAUGAUAUUUACAAUCAAAUUCCGUUAACUGUUUUAGAAUUAAAUCGAUCGAAAGAACCCACUCAACAUGAAAGAUUGGGUGAUAUGCCUUCGACGUCUAACAGGAAAGAUCCGCCCAUCUUAUACUACCCUCCAGAUCCAGGAACAACAAAAGAUUUGUCGAUAGGAAGUUUAGUUGAAAUAGCAAACGUUGUUGCUAAAGAGCCUCUUUAUGGGGUGAUCAGAUGGAUGGGAGUCGAUGUUAUAACUAAGCAAGUUCUAGUAGGAGUCGAGUUGGAAGAAGAGCAAACACAUUUACCUCUUAAUUUAACAGAUGGUACUCACAAUGGUAAAAGAUACUUUAAAUGUGCAGAAAAUAAGGGCAUGUUUGUAUGGCUAGAACAGUGCCAAAAAGACUCUAGAUUUUUAGAUGGUACUCCUACCCCUAGUUACAACUCUGACAAAGUUUUUGGGAAGGACUGUCCCAUAAUCGAAGGUGCAAUCGCUCCUCUUUGUAUGCCCACAGAAGAAGACGUGAACGCAGUUUGUGGUAAAUUUCGCGGAAUUCAAGGACAUCAUAAUUCUUGUUACUUAGACGCAACCCUUUUCGCUAUGUUUACAUUUACCGCAGUUUUCGAUAGCUUGUUAUUUCGUCCGACAAGUUCCAACGACAUACCCCGUUAUGAAGAAGUGCAACGAGUUUUAAGAGAAGAAAUAGUUAAUCCCCUUCGAUCAAACUUGUAUGUACGAGCAGAUCGAGUAAUGGACUUGCGGAAAUUACUAGAUCAACUGAGCUCCGUAUCAGGACUGACUACCGAAGAAAAAGACCCCGAGGAGUUUCUGAAUUGUCUUUUAGCGCAGAUUUUAAAGGCUGAGCCGUUUCUAAAAUUAAAUUCUGGGCAAGAGUCGUAUUAUUAUCAACUCUUCGUCGAAAAGGACGAUGGUCUAAGUUUGCCCACAGUGCAACAGUUAUUCGAACAAAGUUUUCUUUCAAGUGACAUCAAAUUGAAACAAGUUCCCUCAUGUUUAAUUAUACAGAUGCCGCGGUUUGGCAAAAAUUACAAGAUGUAUCCCAGAAUUUUGCCUUCUCAGCUCUUGGACGUUACAGAUAUAAUCGAUGAUUCUCCACGUCAGUGUACCGUUUGUGGUCAGUUGGCAAAUUGGGAAUGCAAGGAAUGCUUUGGUGACUGUGAAGAAGGGCUUGCAAGUACAGCUUUUUGUGAUCCUUGUUUAAAGAAGGUACAUGCACAUCAGAGACGUUCUGCUCACAGUCCUCGUCCCCUGACGGUCUCGCAAGAUUACAUAAUAAUGGCAGAGCAUUGCCCACCUCCUCGUCUCUUUAUGGAACUAUUUGCUGUUGUGUGCAUUGAAACGUCUCAUUACGUGUCUUUUGUAAAAUGCGGCUCUGGUCAUGAGGCCCCUUGGUGUUUUUUUGACUCCAUGGCAGAUAGAAAAGGAGAACAGAAUGGAUAUAACAUUCCUGAAAUGGUUGCUUGUCCUGACGUAUCAAAGUGGUUGUCAGACGAACAGUUAUGUAGAGUUUUACAUGAAAAUGCCCCAUCUGAUAGGUAUCUUCCUGAACACGCUCGUAGAUUACUAUGUGACGCUUACAUAUGUAUGUAUCAAAGUCCGGAUGUAAUGAUGUAUCAGUAAACAUAGCAUAAAACGUAGAGAAAUUUGUUGGCAAAUUUUAUUAUUUUUUUUGAUUAUCACAAUUCACAUUUUAUUAAAUUAAUAUAUAAGUACUUAUGAAUUAUGUUGUUAUUGAGUUCUUGAUCAGUAUUAGAAUUUUUUUUUUCUUAACAAAUUAUAUUUUAAAAUAAUGGCAAAUGGGUUAUUUUGCAAUGGAAUUCGUAUAUUUAAACAGUAAGAAUAAAUUAUAUGUGUUUAACAUUGUUAAAUGUUAUUUAAAUAAUUUUGAAGAACUUGAAUUAAUGUUUUAAAUGUACUCAAAUUGUAUUUUAUAGUGGAUAUGUAUGUAGUCCCAU